AUGCCAGGAUUGUUAAAUUGUGAAAGCGAUUUCUUUUGUACUCGGGAGUGCUCGGGAGUGUUUCCGCAAAUAGUGAUUAAUUCAUUAGCGUUUAUCUUUGCGUCAUUAGCGUUAUUUUACCGCUUAUUAAAACUAGCGCAUUAUAUUACGGAGCGGGAGACGGGGUUUGAUUUAAUAGCCACGAAUAUUGGGAGUAACAACACUGUUAACGGCAAGGAGUUCAAGGAAUUUCAAGAUAUCUCAAGUGACGUGGAUGAGUUAAGUGGCACUAUGAAGGAGAGAUCUGUAGGGCGAUCUACCAAACCGAAAACAGCUGCUUUAAAAAGAGGCGAAAAAGAUGUUUACCCACGUAGAAAUGCCGUUCGCAAACGCGGAGAAAUUCAACAAAACAUACUUCAGCCGAAGGCUAUUUCACAGAAGUCAGAUAGGACACCACCACGGCGAAAAACAGAUUCCCACACUGAUAAAUUCACCGAGAAUCGAAGCGUUACUGCAGAGAAUUCUGACGUUUUCGACUCGGAACCACAUUUGGAUCGCACUACAGAGAUAACUGCAAAUAAUUUGGAACUUUUUGAACUGGAAGACACAAAUUUAGAUCGUGCUAAUGGCAUUACUCCUGAUUGCUCUAAAAUAUUUCAUUUAGAAGAAGCGAAUCUGGAUAGUUUAUCUGAGCAAAAUUAUCUUGCCAAUGGAACAUCCGAGGAAAGAAAAUCUAAAUUGUCAUCUACAAGCAAAAAACAUAGAGCUGGGUUUGCUGGAGAAACUAUAUAUGACAAAAAUGGCAAAGCUUUAACAAAUGGUGCUAGUCAUUCUCAACACAGAACCCAAGGACAAACAACAAGGAAUUUACGAGGAAAAUCAACAAGGUCAAGUAUAUCAAAUGGACAUUUGCGAAAAGAGGCGAACGUUCAUCGACGCACAGCUCAAAUUCAGAACGGGGUAUCCGAAGUGGGAUUGACAGGGAGUUAUGAUGAUAAUGAUGGAUACGAGGAGCCGGAGUGGUCGUCAAGUGAGGAUAUAGUUGAGGGUAUUGAGGGAUUGUUGGUGGUUGAGGAUGAGAGUGAGUUUUAUAUGUCGGGAUUUCGAUUGUGA
Messenger RNA from Paramuricea clavata, 1092 nucleotides. The record is from the annotation of a GenBank genome assembly. Lineage: Eukaryota; Metazoa; Cnidaria; Anthozoa; Malacalcyonacea; Plexauridae.